Messenger RNA from Gymnogyps californianus (California condor), 925 nucleotides. RefSeq names its product proteasome maturation protein (gene POMP). NCBI's taxonomy places the organism in Eukaryota, Metazoa, Chordata, Aves, Accipitriformes, Cathartidae. The record is from RefSeq and is a predicted model, not a curated record. The transcript has 6 exons. Bases 27 to 452 code for a protein of 141 amino acids. Gene Ontology annotation, cellular component: cytoplasm; nucleus. Gene Ontology annotation, biological process: proteasome assembly.
GGAAGUGGCUGCGCGUGUGGGGCAAGAUGAAUUCCAGAGGCGCUGCUUCUCUGUUGAAGGAUAGUAUCCCAAUUACUGAAUUUUCAGCUUCAGGACCAUUUGAAGGUCAUGAUCUUCUGCGUAGAGGCUUUACAAGUGUGAAAAAUGAAUUGUUGCCCAGCCACCCACUGGAGUUGUCAGAAAAAAAUUUCCAGCUAAAUCAAGAUAAAACAAACUUUGCCACGCUGAGAAAUAUUCAAGGACUCCACGCACCUUUAAAGCUGCAGAUGGAAUUCAGAGCAGUGAAACAGGUCCAGCGUCUCCCAUUUCUUCACAGCUCAAACAUAGCACUGGAUACUCUGAGGGGAAAUGGUGAAUGCAUUGGUUUUGAGGAUAUCCUUAAUGAUCCUACACAGAGUGAGGUUAUGGGAGAACCACACAUGAUGAUGGAAUACAAGCUUGGUUUAUUGUAACAAAAUGUACUCCACAAAAAUGUUUUGUGCGUGUCUUUAUACUGCAGAUCUAAAUACAUGAUACUAAAUUGACACUCAGUGUUAAGCAGUCCUACAGUUACCAUUUGCCUUCCUUGAUGAAAAGGCACAUUAAAUGUUUAAAGUCUAUAAAUUGUUCUGUGCUUGUUGUCAAUUAUAUAAAUGUCCUGUAACUAGGUAGUUUAAAUAAUGUCUCUUCGUACACUGCUCAGGACAGUAGCUUCUUAACUGUGGAAAUGCUAUAUAUGUAUACAAGAAAUCCAAAAAUACCCAUGCAUUUUAAAACUGAUUACUGUAGGUAAAUGCAUUUAAUGGAUGUUCUUGCAGAAGAACUUUUUAAGGGGGAAAAGAAGGUAUUUUCCAUUGAGUAACUCUUUGUUCAUGAAAAUUUCCAUACACUUUUUAAACUAUUGAAUAAAGGUUUGCUAUAAAUGCUGUUGCGUUCCAAAAUAUAU